Xyrauchen texanus (razorback sucker) is the source of this 2665-nucleotide messenger RNA. It is a transcript of the gene capn2l, whose product is annotated as calpain 2, (m/II) large subunit, like. The transcript is spliced from 21 exons. The record is from RefSeq and is a predicted model, not a curated record. Lineage: Eukaryota; Metazoa; Chordata; Actinopteri; Cypriniformes; Catostomidae. Gene Ontology annotation, biological process: proteolysis. Bases 33 to 2135 code for a protein of 700 amino acids. Gene Ontology annotation, molecular function: calcium-dependent cysteine-type endopeptidase activity; calcium ion binding. Gene Ontology annotation, cellular component: cytoplasm.
GGUGUGCCGCCAUUUAUCACAGACGCGUCGAGAUGUCAGGAAUAGCGGCUAAACUCCAGCAGAACCGGGCGCGGGCAGCGGGCAUCGGUACCAACGCGCAAGCGAUCAAAUUCCUCAAUCAGGAUUAUGAAGCGCUCAAGCGCGAGUGUCUGGAGUGCGGACGCUUGUUCCAGGAUGACACUUUUGAAGCCAAUACAACCGCGCUCGGGUUCAAGGAACUGGGACCGAACUCCUCUAAAGUGCGCGGUGUUGAAUGGCUGAGACCAACGCAACUGACGUCCAACCCAACAUUCAUUAGUGGAGGAGCGAGCAGAACCGACAUCUGCCAGGGUGCUCUGGGUGACUGUUGGCUUCUAGCUGCUAUCGCUUCUCUAACCCUGAACCAGGAUGUGUUUGCCCGUGUAGUCCCAUCUGGUCAGACCUUUGACAGUGACUAUGCUGGAAUAUUUCAUUUUCAGUUCUGGCAGUUUGGUGAUUGGGUGGAUGUUGUCAUUGAUGACCGUUUGCCUACAAGGAAAGAAGAGCUGCUGUUUGUUCACUCCGCAGAGGGCUCAGAGUUUUGGAGCGCUCUGUUGGAAAAGGCCUAUGCAAAGCUGAACGGCUGCUAUGAAGCUCUCUCUGGUGGCAGCACUACAGAGGGUUUUGAAGAUUUCACUGGAGGCAUCGCUGAAGUCCAUGAACUAGCGAAAGCAAAUCCAAACCUCUUCAAAAUCAUCCAGAAGGCUUUGAGCAGAGGCUCGCUGCUUGGUUGCUCAAUAGAUAUCACAAGUUCCUCUGACUCAGAGGCGGUUACUAGUCAGAAGCUGGUAAAAGGACACGCCUACUCAGUUACAGGAGCUGAAGAGGUGGAGUACAGAGGUGAACUAACCAAGCUAAUUCGGAUCAGAAACCCCUGGGGUCAGGUAGAAUGGACUGGCCCCUGGAGUGAUGGGGAGAAAGAAUGGCGUCAGAUCAGCGAUAGUGACAGAGAGAGACUGAACUCCAAAGCAGAGGACGGAGAGUUCUGGAUGUCUUUCUCUGAUUUCCUGCGCCAUUACUCACGGGUGGAGAUCUGUAACCUGACCCCAGACGCUCUGUCAGAUGACAGCUUUAAUAAGUGGGCGCUGUCCAAGUUUGAUGGCAACUGGCGGAGGGGAUCUACUGCCGGAGGCUGCAGGAACUACCCAGGCUCAUUUUGGAUGAACCCUCAGUUUUUGAUCAAGUUGGAGGAAGAGGAUGACGACCCUGCUGAUAAUGAAGCAGGUUGCAGUUUUGUGGUGGGUCUGAUCCAGAAGAACCGCCGCAAAAUGAGAAAGGCUGGAGAAGACAUGCACACCAUUGGUUUCGCCAUCUACGAGGUGCCUCAGGAGUUUGUUGGUCAAAGGAAUCUCCAUCUGGAUCGUAACUUCUUCGUGCAGCAUGGUUCAGCGGCUCGUUCCGAGACCUUCAUCAAUCUGCGUGAAGUGUGCUCUCGCUUCUGCCUCUCCCCUGGCGAGUAUCUCAUUGUGCCCUCCACUUUCGAGCCUAAUCAGGAUGGGGACUUUUGCGUGCGUGUCUUCUCUGAGAAACAGGCAGAGUUCCAAGAGCUUGAUGACCCUGUCGAGUUAAAGGCUCCCGAGGUUGAAGUCACUGAGGCUGAUAUUGAUAACCGCUUUAAAAAUCUCUUUGGACAACUUGCAGGGACAGACUGUGAAAUGUCUGUGUUUGAGCUGCAAAAUAUCCUGAACAAGGUGGUAUCUAAACGCAAGGACAUUGAAACGGAUGGAUUUAGUUUGGAAACUUGCCGCAACAUGGUGAACUUACUGGAUAAAGACGGCAGUGGAAAGCUUGGCCUGUUGGAAUUCAAAAUUCUCUGGACUAAAAUUGAGAAUUACUUGGACAUCUACCGAAACUAUGACAAGGACAAAUCAGGCACAAUGAGCUCUUCAGAAAUGAGAGAGGCUAUAGACAAAUCAGGCUUCUCUCUGAAUAACUCUCUACACCAGAUCAUGGUGGCUCGUUACAGCAACAGCAAUCUAAUCAUCGACUUUGACAAUUUUGUGAGCUGUCUGUUGCGCCUUGAAUGCAUGUUCAAAACAUUUAAAGUGCUGGACAAGGAAAAGAAUGGCAUGGUGGAGCUGAACAUGAUGGAGUGGCUGCAGGUGUCAAUGCUCUAAAGAUGAAUGGCAGAUUCUAAGCAACAGGGUGCAAUGUGGAAUAAUUUUCUGCACUCACUCAAGUGUGCUGUCACUGAAAUCCAGUGUCAUCUCGUAGAAAUACUCAGGGCCAGAAAAAAAAAAAGUGAAGCAGUCUGCGUGGACAUUGAAUUGUGUAAUGGACUCAGACUUGCAUCACAAACUGAUUACCAUCGCCAGAUGCUUAAUAGAACUAGGGGUUUCUGUACAAAUAAAUAAAUUAUAUAAACUGUUUGUGAAAUAGAGGUGAUCUAAGGUAAUGUGGUUAUUUAGUUUUACAGAUAAUUUAGGAAGACAAUAACUGAGGGGAAAUAUAAACCUUUGUAGAGUUUAUGCUGGUGUGUGGAAGAGGAUCUUGCUGAAUUGUUCACAUUUUUUGAAGGCUGGGUAUUUACAAGAUAUAAACGGACCAAUAGCAAAAAAAAAAAAGAUAUUUGUUUGAAUCGAACAUGUUUUGUGGGUUCUAUUUUUAAAAAGUGUCAUCAUUAAUACAAAUAAAUUAAUUCUGUGAC